GAGAGAGAGAGGGAGGGAGGAUAAAUCUACAGGACGAAACGCCACCUGAAGCUCAAAGAAACUGAGAAUCUCCUCAAAUAUUCAUUCACUCAUCACUUUCUUCUCUCUCUCUCUCUCUCUCCCUCUCUCUCUCCUCUCCCGUCUACAUCUGCACAAAUCCACUCGAUCCCCACACAGAUUCCAGCUUCCGAACGAGAGAAUUGGUAACCGACAUGGCCAUGCCGCCGGAGAGGAGGGUGGAGGUGAAGCACGUCGAGCUCUGCAAGGGCGUUAACGGCCUCGACAAGGUCGUCCUGCGGGAGGUCCGUGGUUGCUCCGCCGAGGUGUACCUGUAUGGGGGUCAAGUAACUUCUUGGAAGAAUGAACAUGGAGAAGAAUUGCUUUUCGUCAGCAGCAAGUCUAAUUUCAAGCCGCCGAAACCAAUUCGUGGAGGCAUUCCUAUCUGUUUUCCUCAAUUUUCAAAUCUUGGUCCUCUUGAACAACAUGGAUUUGUGAGGAACAGGUUUUGGAGCAUUGAUCACGAUCCUCCGCCUUUUGCCACAAGUACCUCCAAUAAGGCCUUUGUUGAUUUGAUUUUGAAGCACUCUGAAGAAGAUUUCAAAAUCUGGCCCCACAGAUAUGAGUUCCGCUUGAGGAUUACGCUGGGACCUGGGGGAGAUUUGAUGUUGACAUCACGGAUUCGUAAUAUGAAUACUGAUGGAAAGCCAUUUUCAUUCACAUUUGCCUACCAUACCUAUUUUGCUGUUACUGACAUCAGUGAAGUGCGGGUUGAAGGACUGGAGACUCUGGACUAUCUGGAUAACCUAAAGAACAGGGAGAGAUUCACUGAGCAAGGAGAUGCCAUAACAUUUGAAUCAGAAGUGGACAGGAUAUAUCUCAGUACACCUACAAAGAUUGCUAUUUUGGACCAUGAAAGGAAGAGAACUUUUGUGUUGCGAAAGGAUGGGCUACCAGAUGCUGUGGUGUGGAAUCCUUGGGAUAAGAAAGCGAAGGCAAUGCCUGAUUUUGGUGAUGAAGAGUACAAGCAUAUGCUGUGCGUGGAGGCCGCUUGUGUUGAGAAGCCCAUUACUCUGAAACCUGGUGAAGAGUGGAGAGGCAGACAGGAGAUUUCUGCUGUUCCUUCCAGUUACUGCAGCGGACAACUCGACCCACGAAGAGCUCUUCAAUGUGGUUAGAAAGGGCUGUCAUCUCCAUCCACUGCUCUUGUACAGGCGUUUCUGCAUUCUUAUCUGGAGCUCUUGGUGAUUCCAUCAUGGCUGGUCUUACUUUCAAAGGCAAAUGAUCAUCUUUCGGAAGUGUUAAUAUACAAUUCUCAGUAGAAGCACUACUCAGUGUUACGUCUGGUAAAGAGUGAUAGAAGUCAGUAAGUGAACAGUUCUUUUUAUGUUUCUGUAUAUUUCUAUGGAUUCUGCCUGAGGAGAAAGAUGAAGAAAAGUGCAGGCUGCUGCUACUUUCUGCUUUGAAGGAGAUCUUUUAAUGUUUCUAUUCAAGAGUUACCACCUCUUGUUUACGAAUGGAUUGUCAUUUCUUUCUUUUAACAUUUUGCAAUCCCCUGGCAAGAGGCAGGAAGCUAUUCUUUUUUCCUUGCCCUGUUGUUACUGAUGAUAAGCCUUUGCUGUGAUUCGUGAUCCAAAGAAUCUUCAUCACAUGCUA
This is a messenger RNA of Punica granatum (pomegranate), 1653 nucleotides long. The record is from RefSeq and is a predicted model, not a curated record. Lineage: Eukaryota; Viridiplantae; Streptophyta; Magnoliopsida; Myrtales; Lythraceae.